AUGGAUCCAGAGCUGAAUGUUAGCAGCAGGAAUUACAUUGCUGAUGACAUACAUCCCUGCUAUGAAUCAUAUAAUUUAACUUUCAUAUUUACAAGCAACCCUUCCAUUGUAUGUGUAUUAUUAUAUGUUUUCCUUGGCUCAUUAUCUCUUGUCACAAUAUGUGGAAACCUUCUUGUAAUGAUCUCCAUCAUAUACUUCAAACAGUUGCACACUCCUACUAACUACCUUAUCCUCUCUCUAGCCAUGGCUGAUCUGCUUGUAGGGGUUUUAGUUUUCCCUUUCAGCAUGGCAUUCACUGUGACCUCAUGUAUCUAUCAUGAAAAUCUGUUUUACAGAUACUACGCUGUGUGUCAGCCUUUGACAUACAGAACUAAAAUCAAUACUCGCGUUACUUUAAUCGUGAUCCUAUUGUGCUGGGGUGUUUCCGUUCUAAUUGGAAUUGGGAUCAUAAUUGCAGGUUUCAGCCAAGGUACAUGUGAGGAAAUGUGCUCCGUUGAUGUUGUAGUGGCAAACACUAUCGGACCAGUUUUUUCAUUUUACCUUCCGGCGAUCAUAAUGCUCUGUAUUUACCUAAAGAUUUUCCUAGUUGCACAGAAACAAGUAAAGAGUAUACAGAACACAACUUGUCGGAGCACAAAGUCAGGAGCUAUUGUCAGUAAGAUGGAGAAAAAGGCCACCAAAACUCUGGCUAUUGUUAUGGGAGUUUUUCUUUUAUGUUUAACUCCCUACUUUAUUUGUGUUGUUUUUCAGCCUUUAGCUGAUAAUCCUCCAUCAGUUCCUGUGAUUGAAACACUAAACUGGCUCACUCUGUCAAAUUCAAUGUUGAAUCCAUUAAUUUAUGCCUUCUUCUACAGCUGGUUCAGAUCAGCUUUCAGGAUGAUAAUUUCUGGAAAAAUAUUUCAUAGUAAUUUAGCUGAUACAAAAUUGAUUUGA
Mugil cephalus (flathead mullet) is the source of this 933-nucleotide messenger RNA. Its product is annotated as trace amine-associated receptor 1-like. The record is from RefSeq and is a predicted model, not a curated record. Bases 1 to 933 code for a protein of 310 amino acids. Gene Ontology annotation, biological process: G protein-coupled receptor signaling pathway. Gene Ontology annotation, cellular component: membrane. NCBI's taxonomy places the organism in Eukaryota, Metazoa, Chordata, Actinopteri, Mugiliformes, Mugilidae. The transcript is spliced from 2 exons. Gene Ontology annotation, molecular function: trace-amine receptor activity.